This is a messenger RNA of Dromiciops gliroides (monito del monte), 1518 nucleotides long. Its product is annotated as RUS family member 1-like. Lineage: Eukaryota; Metazoa; Chordata; Mammalia; Microbiotheria; Microbiotheriidae. The record is from RefSeq and is a predicted model, not a curated record.
AUGAACUUAAAAGUGAGGACGGGAACGGAAGUUGGCAUUCUCUGGCUGUUAAACUUAGCCGUGGUGGCAUGCACGGGCGAGAAGAGUUCAGGAACAUGUGGUUGGUGUCAGAAGUGGGAUGAUUUUUGGAGUGGUGGUUGUGGUAGUAGAUUGACUCACAUUCUUUUAACUUCCUUUAACAGAAUCAAACGGCGUCUGCGCACGGAGACGUCGGGCAGCAAAGGGCCCGUGGCCCUGCAGUGCUGGGAGCAUUUCGGCUCCACGAGCCCCCGCAGCCGCACCGUAGCCCCAGACGGGAGACUGAGCUGGGAGGCUGGGGGCGGGCCUGGGCAAGGCCUGAGAGCCACUCUCACGGCUGUGUUCCUGCCUCAUGGGUUCCCUGACAGUGUCAGCCCAGACUACCUGGUUUACCAGCUGUGGGACACAGUGCAGGCUUUUGCCUCCAGCCUCACAGGCUCCUUGGCGACCCAAGCUGUCCUUCAGGGGGUUGGGGUGGGGGAUGCAGCUGCUUCUGUCUCAACUGCCACCAUCACUCGGCUCUUAAAAGAUGGAACUGGCAUGCUGGGGCUAAUUGGUUUUGCCUGGUUGAUGGGGAGCAGACUGGAUUGUGAGGCCAAGAAAUGGAGGCUCUUUGCUGAUGUUCUCAAUGAUGCAGCCAUGUUCCUAGAGAUUGUGGCCCCAGCAUUCCCAUCCUGCUUUACCCUCAUUGUUUGUGUCAGCAGCUUGGCCAAGUGCGCUGUGGGAGUAGCAGGGGGAGCCACACUGGCAGCACUGACCAUGCAACAGGCCAGGGGAGACAACAUGGCUGAUGUUUCAGCCAAAGAUCUAGUGAACUUGGCAUGGCUUCUGGUCAGUCUUUUACUUCUUCCUCUGGUAUCUCAACGCCCGAGUCUCAGUCUUGCUGCCUUCUUCCUUUUCACUGUCCUCCAUCUCUAUGGCAACUUCGGAGCACUUCGGGCUGUCAUCAUGGAAACGUUCAAUGAAGCUCAACUUUACCUUGUCCUAAAGCAUUUCAUUCAAUGGGGAAAGGUCCUAAAGCCCCCAUUGGCCAAUCGUAUGGAACCACUGUGGACAGGCUGCCAUCUUGCCCUGACUCUGUCCCUGGGUGUACCCCUGCACAGCUUGGUCUCAAGUGCCUUUGAACUGGAACAGGUGAGUGAGAGAUACCAACAACCCUACCUCCUUCACUGGGACCAGUGCCAAGGCCAGAUACAGAUGACUUUGGGCCAGGAAGUAAGUUCUGGGGUCAUUCUGAGGGUAGCAACACAUGAACUUUUGCUGGCAGCACUGUUUGAGGGUAUACCCCUUACAGAAGAACUGGAGACCCUGAGGGGCCAAAUCAGGGCAGCCCCUGAAGGAGACAAUUGGACCAUUGUCAAAGAAACAUACCAGAUCCUAGAUAAUCUCUACCCCAAGUUCUUGAAAGAGCUACAGGCUGUAGGCUGGGAGACAGAGCACCAUAUAUUGGAGGUGGAAUGGCAAGCUACAUGGCCCCUGUUUGAGAAGAAGACUUUGUGA